Molecule: messenger RNA, 936 nt
Organism: Erythranthe guttata (spotted monkey flower)
Lineage: Eukaryota; Viridiplantae; Streptophyta; Magnoliopsida; Lamiales; Phrymaceae
Product: transcription factor MYB41
Source: RefSeq, a predicted model, not a curated record
AUGGGAAGAUCGCCUUGUUGUGACAAAAAUGCCCUCAAGAAAGGUCCAUGGACCCCGGAAGAAGAUGCCAAACUCACUCACCACAUUCAGAUGCAUGGCCCUGGAAACUGGAGAUCCCUUCCUAAAAUUGCUGGUCUUGAAAGAUGCGGCAAGAGUUGUCGGCUCCGUUGGACUAAUUAUUUGAGGCCAGAUAUCAAGAGAGGAAGAUUUUCUUUUGAAGAAGAGGAAACCAUAAUCCAACUCCAUAGUGUUCUUGGCAACAAGUGGUCUGCAAUAGCGGCACGUUUGCCAGGAAGGACGGACAACGAAAUAAAGAACUAUUGGAACACACACAUAAGAAAGAGGCUCCUGAAAAUGGGAAUCGACCCGGUGACUCAUGCCCCUCGUCUCGACCUAUUAGACCUUUCGUCUAUUCUCAUGAAUAAUUCGCCUCAUCUCAAUAAUUUAUCGAAUCUUAUUCGCCUCCAAACACUCCUAAAUCCAGAUGCACUAAGAGUUGCACUUACUCUUCUUUCAUCACAAAAUGAAAACCAAUUAUUAAAUUAUCAGCAUCAGUUUCAGAAUCAGGCCCCACCAGUUAUCCAACCUAAUCACUUUGAUAAUAUUAUCACUCAACAAAUCCCAUUAAACAAUCUCACCUCUUCUUCAUUGCACAAUCAUUAUCAAUCCUUACAAGGGCACGUGUGCCCCACAAACCCAACUGCUGGCCAAGUAUUAUUUCAUGAUAAUUAUACAGGUAUGAACAGUACAACAAGUGAUCAAACGAAGCAAAGUUUGUCGUCGGAAAAUAACUCAAGCUUUGAUUCAGUUAUAUCGACGCCUCAGCCUUGUAAUAUCAGUGGCAUCACCACAGCCGAAGAUGAGAGAGAGAGCUUUUGCAACGACCUGUUUAAGUUUGAAUUUUCCGAGAGUUUCGAUUUCGAUGAUUUCGUGUAA